Molecule: messenger RNA, 2677 nt
Organism: Sinocyclocheilus grahami
Lineage: Eukaryota; Metazoa; Chordata; Actinopteri; Cypriniformes; Cyprinidae
Product: protein NLRC3-like
Exons: 4
Source: RefSeq, a predicted model, not a curated record
CUUGUGUUUAGGACUCUUGUUUUGUAAUGUUUUCUAUUCCUAAUUGUUUCAGUGUUCACAUUCUUUUGCUCAGUUCUUUUUACAUCUUCCAAUUCUCCUACUGUAAAAGGAGAGCCACUGGAUACCAGCGCAUCGUCCAUAAAGUCAGCAAACUAAACAUACUCUCUCCUCCUGGAAGCCAUGACUUUAUUGGCUUAUUUAGCCUAUAGCGAAAGAAGUCUUUCAAAGUUAUAUUGUCUAUAGGAUCUUGAUAAGACAACUCUGUAAACCUGCGGAUGUACUCCUCGAUCGAGAGUUCAUUCUGCUGAAGGUACAGGAACUGGUUGAGCGGGUUCACGACUGGUCUGGCUCUCGUUCGUCUGCUGGAUCUGUGAAAGCAUUCUGUUAUGAACUCGGAGGCUUAGACGGUGGAUCCAAAUGCAGUGUUUAUUGAGAGAAAUCCACAGGAGCAGUCAAAAACACAUGGUGGUCAGAGUCCAGUAAACAGGGUUGAAAAUCACAGGAGAAUGAGUCUCUAUGAGAAAAGAGAGGAGGAGGAUGUUGAUCACUACCAAAACCAGGAAGCAGCGGAGGACGGAUGUGUGUCUGUGAAGAGUGAUAGAUCCAUGGAAAACCCUCUUAACUGUAGGGAGGGUAGGGAUGGAACUGUGGCCUUUAACCCCAGAGAUGAUCAGACUGGAGUCCUGCAGCAGGAUUCUGUCCAAAAAGCAGAUGAUGGACUAUGGAGAGCCAAAGACCAACACAAAAUCAGCAUGAAGAACAAAUAUGAGAGCUUAUUUGAGAGGAACAGAAUCUACACACAACUCCGUAUCAUACAUGGAGAGAGUGAAGAAGUGAAUGAAGAACAUGAGGUGUUGCACAUGGAGAAAACGUUAAGAUUACAAGACACUCAAAUCAACUGCAAUAACAUCUUUAAAGACCUACCUGGACCAGGACGUGAGAAGGAAGGCAAAAUAAAGGCAGUUCUUACCAAAGGCAUGGCUGGAAUUGGAAAAACGGUCUCUGUGCAGAAGUUCCUUCUGGACUGGGCUGAGGGAAAAGCCAAUCAGGAUGUAGAUUUCAUGUUUGUUCUUCCAUUUCGAGAGCUGAACCUGAUUCGAGAUCAUCAGUACAAUCUUCACAGACUUCUGCUUGACUUUCACCCUGAACUUCAAGAUCUGAACUCAAAGAUCUAUGAGGAGUGUAAUGUUGUGUUCAUCUUUGAUGGUCUGGAUGAAAGCAGAAUUACGCUGACGUUUUCAGACAGUGAGAACGUUUCAGAUGUUACUGAGACCUCCUCAGUGGGCAUGUUGAUGUCAAACCUCAUGAAAGGAGAUCUGCUUCCCUCUGCUCUCAUCUGGAUCACCUCCAGACCAGCAGCAACCAGUCAGAUCCCCUCCAAAUACAUCAACCGUGUGACAGAGAUUCAGGGAUUCAAUGAUCCUCAGAAGGAGGAAUAUUUCCGGAAGAGAAUUGGUGACGAGCAACAAGCCGGCAGAAUCAUUUCACAUAUUAAAAAAGCAAAAAGCCUCCACAUCAUGUGCCACAUACCCGUCUUCUGCUGGAUCUCAGCCACUGUGCUACAGCAGCUCUUAAAAGAAGAUCUCAGUUCAGAAGUCCCUCAAACUCUGACUGAAAUGUACAUCCACUUCUUGCUCACUCAGAUAAACAUUGGAAAUCAAGAAUACAAAGAGAGAGAUCCAGAGAAAGUCCUGCAGUCCAACAGAGAAGUGAUCGUUAAACUUGCUGAACUGGCUUUCAAACAGCUGAUGAAGGGCAAUGUGAUGUUCUAUGAGGAGGACCUGAUUGAGAGCGGCCUAGACGUCACUGACGCCUCGGUGUAUUCUGGGAUUUGCACUGAGAUCUUUGAGGAAUCUGUGAUUCAUCAGAGGAAAGUCUACAGCUUCAUCCAUCUGAGCUUUCAGGAGUUUCUAGCCGCUUUGUAUGUAUCUUACUCCCAUGUGAUGAAGAACAUGGAACCAUUGCAGUUGUUUCUGGAUGAUAAACAUGAGAGGGACAGACCUAAGAGAAACAGGUACAGAUUUAAGAAAAUCUCUUUGUUUCAGCUACUAAAAUCAGCAGUUGAUAAAACUCAUCAGAUUGAAAAUGGGCACCUGGAUCUUUUUCUGCGGUUCUUGCUGGGCAUCUCACUAGACUCCAAUCAGGAACUCUUAAAGGAUCUUCUGCCACAAGCAGAGAACAACUCAAAGAACAUCAAAGGAUUCAUGCGGUACAUUCAAGAGGAAAUCAAGAGAAAUGACAAUCUUUCAGCCAACAUAUCCAUCAAUCUGUUCCUCUGUUUGCUGGAAAUGAAUGAUCAGACUCUGUAUCAAGAGAUUCAGGAGUUUGUGAAAUCAGACAAACACUCCGAUAUGUAUCUCUCUGUUGCUCACUGCUCAGUGAUAGCCUAUGUGCUUCAGACGUCAGAGGAGGUGCUGGAUGAGUUUGACCCUAUGGAAUACAAAACAACAGAGGAGGGUAGAUGGAGACUGAUACCAGCUGUGAUGAACUGCAGAAAAGCUCUACUUGCUAGAUUGCGUCUUUCUGUUCAGCAGUGUGACAGAUUGUCUUUAACUCUACGAUCAUCAAACUCUUGCCUGGAACAGCUGGACCUGAGUAACAAUAACCUGCAGGACUCAUCAGUGAAGCUGCUUUCUACUGGACUGAAGAGUUCGCACUGUCACCUGAACAUACUGAG